CCCUAUGGAUGCCCCCGUACAGAUUUUCCGGGAGAAGCUGGACUCUACCUGCUCCCCGGGGCCCUGUCGUCCCCCCAGCACCAGCAGCAGCUGGCUCCUGGGCUGGGCGGACUACGACGGCAAUGCCACCGGGGCCUUCGGGGACGCCCAGCACAACCACACCAGCAUCUCCCCCGCCAUCCCCAUCAUCAUCACUGCUGUCUACUCGGUGGUCUUCGUCGUUGGCUUGGUGGGAAACUCUCUGGUCAUGUUUGUCAUCAUAAGGUACACAAAGAUGAAGACAGCAACAAACAUCUACAUUUUCAAUCUGGCUAUGGCAGAUGCGCUAGUUACCACAACCAUGCCUUUCCAAAGCACUGAGUACCUGAUGAACUCUUGGCCCUUUGGUGAUGUGCUGUGUAAAAUAGUUAUUUCCAUUGACUAUUAUAACAUGUUUACCAGCAUAUUCACACUGACCAUGAUGAGCGUUGAUAGAUACAUUGCUGUGUGUCACCCUGUGAAGGCUCUGGACUUCCGUACGCCUCUCAAGGCAAAGAUAAUCAACAUCUGUAUCUGGCUACUGUCCUCAUCUGUUGGUAUAUCUGCGAUAGUUCUUGGAGGUACCAAAGUCAGGGAAGAUACUGCUAGCACUGAAUGCUCCUUGCAGUUUCCAGACAGAGACUACGUGUGGUGGGACAUCUUCAUGAAAAUCUGUGUCUUUGUCUUUGCAUUUGUUAUCCCAGUUCUCAUUAUAAUUGUUUGCUAUACUCUGAUGAUCCUGCGCCUUAAAAGCGUACGGCUUCUCUCAGGGUCUCGAGAAAAAGAUCGAAACCUGCGCCGCAUCACCAGGUUGGUUCUUGUGGUUGUGGCAGUUUUUGUUAUCUGUUGGACUCCUAUUCACAUCUUUGUGCUGGUUGAAGCGUUAGGGGAUGUGUCCCACAGUACUGCUGCUAUAUCCAGCUAUUACUUCUGUAUUGCUUUGGGUUACACCAACAGCAGCCUCAAUCCAAUCCUGUAUGCUUUUUUGGAUGAAAAUUUCAAGAGAUGUUUCAAGGACUUCUGCUUCCCCUUUAAGAUGAGGAUGGACAGGCAGAGCACCAGCAGAGUCAGAAACACUGUACAAGACCCGGCUUAUAUUGGGGAAGCAGAUGGGACAAACAAACCUGUAUGACUAGUCGUGGAAAUGUCAUCUUACUGUCCUCAAGGGAGAGAAGAGUCCAACGACCUAGGACUGACGCAGAUUACCACUGCGGUUUGAACUAGACUUACCUACACAGAUGUUUCUGGAAUAUUUCAGAAAUUCUAGUAGUUCGAACUAAAGCGAGUUUAUUAUCAACAAGCGAGAACCUCCUGAAAAUAAGCUCAAAUGAAAAGG
This is a messenger RNA of Haliaeetus leucocephalus (bald eagle), 1354 nucleotides long. It is a transcript of the gene OPRK1, whose product is annotated as opioid receptor, kappa 1. Bases 5 to 1150 code for a protein of 381 amino acids. The record is from RefSeq and is a predicted model, not a curated record. Gene Ontology annotation, cellular component: neuron projection; membrane. The transcript has 3 exons. Gene Ontology annotation, biological process: sensory perception of pain; neuropeptide signaling pathway; G protein-coupled opioid receptor signaling pathway. Gene Ontology annotation, molecular function: dynorphin receptor activity; neuropeptide binding. NCBI's taxonomy places the organism in Eukaryota, Metazoa, Chordata, Aves, Accipitriformes, Accipitridae.